This is a messenger RNA of Scomber scombrus (Atlantic mackerel), 2067 nucleotides long. Its product is annotated as heat shock factor protein 1-like. Gene Ontology annotation, biological process: regulation of DNA-templated transcription. The record is from RefSeq and is a predicted model, not a curated record. Gene Ontology annotation, molecular function: DNA-binding transcription factor activity; sequence-specific DNA binding. NCBI's taxonomy places the organism in Eukaryota, Metazoa, Chordata, Actinopteri, Scombriformes, Scombridae.
GAGCGCUCGGUUCGGAGCUGCUGAUGGAGCUUUCCGGCGGAGCAACGGCAGGGGCGGUGCUAACAGGAAGCAACGUCCCGGCCUUCCUCACCAAGCUGUGGACUCUGGUAGAAGACCCGGAAACAGACCCGCUCAUCUGCUGGAGCCCGAGUGGAACCAGCUUUCACGUGUUUGAUCAGGCUCGGUUCUCCAAAGAAGUUCUACCAAAGUUCUUCAAACACAACAACAUGGCAAGUUUCAUCCGGCAGCUGAAUAUGUAUGGGUUCCGUAAGGUGGUCCACAUAGAACAGGGGGGUUUGGUGAAACCAGAGAGAGACGACACAGAGUUCCAACAUCCGUUCUUCAUCAGAGGACAAGAACACCUGCUGGAGAACAUCAAGCGCAAAGUUACUACCGUGUCGGCGGUGCGACAGGAAGAAGUAAAGAUCUCUACGGACGACAUGAACAAGAUCCUGACAGACGUGCAGCUCAUGAAAGGCAAACAGGAAACCAUCGACUCCAGAAUCAUGGCCAUGAAACAUGAGAACGAGGCUCUGUGGAGAGAGGUGGCCAGCCUGAGACAGAAACACGUUCAGCAGCAGAAGGUCGUCAACAAGCUGAUCCAGUUCCUGGUUUCUCUCGUCCAAUCCAACAGGAUCAUGGGAGUCAAGAGAAAACUGCCUCUGAUGCUGAAUGACUCUGGCUCCGCCCACUCCAUGCCGAAAUACAGCAGGCCGUUCUCAUUGGAGCACAUGCAGGCUGCUGCCAGUCUGUUCUCAGCAGACUCACCUGUCACCUCUGGACCAAUCAUCUCUGACAUCACAGAGGUGGCCACCCCGUCAGAGGAGGGAGUGGUCAGUGAUUGGACGGAUACAAGAGAGAGCCAAUCGAACGUCAAGGAGGAGCCAUCCAGUCCUGAUGUGGAGGUGUGUUCUGUUCAGGAGGGCGGAACUACACUUGUAGACACGCCCCUGUCCCCCACCACCUUCAUCAACUCCAUCCUGCAAGAGAACGAGACGCAGCCGGUCCACAUCACCUCCACCGCCAGUCCUGGACCAGUCAGUCCUGUUGUUGUGGUGAGCCAGACCUCCACUGGGCCACUUCCACCUGCUCAAACCAGCCAAUCACCUGCCUCCUUUCCUACCCUGAAUACUGCCACCAGCCCCGCAUCACUUCAGCAGAAAUGUCAGACCGUCGCCUGUAUUGAAAAGGGUGAACUAUCAGAUCAUGUUGAGAUUAUUGACAACAGUCUUGAAAACCUUCAAAACGUCUUGAGCUUUGACACAUCCCCACUGUUUGAGUUUUUCAGCUCCUGUCCGUCUGCAGACUUCGACCUCGACAGUUUGGACACUCUGCUGUCUGACGAAGCUCCAAAAGGAAGUGAUGAAAGCAACACAGGGAAGCAGCUGGUGCACUACCACCCUUACAGUCUGAACCAAUCAGUGGGGCCGACCUGUCCCUGGAGGCGGAGCCUUUCUUAAUCUCCGAUCAGGCCAAUGAGGAUGCAGCUGCCCUGCUGAGACACGCCCACCUGGACGCUGACCUCUGACAUCAUCAGGAGGGGCGGAGACUGGGGAUAGUGUCAAAUGUGACUCAUUGUAACCAUAGCAACAGGACAGUCUGAGCGCCUCACUGUAACCAUAGCAACAGGACAGUCUGAGCGCCUCACUGUAACCAUAGCAACAGGACAGUUUGAGCGCCGCACUGUAACCAUAGCAACAGGACAGUCUGAGCUCAUCAGUAGGUGAUCAGCUGUAGAUCAAUCAGUAGGUCAAAGGUCGCGUCUUUAUUAACAUUCAUAUACUUGUUUCUUCUUCUACUCUGUUUAUUAUAGCGUUUGCUUCUUCUUCUUCUUUGCUUUAAUUUAAUCUUUUGUUUGAUGCUCCUGUGAUGUCACACCUGUGAUGUCACACCUGUUAUGUCAUACAUGUGAUGUCAUACAUGUGAUGUCACAUCUGGGCGUGUCGUGUGUUCUGCAUGUUCCCGUUAGUGAGAUGAUGAUGAUGAUGAUGAUGAAGAUGACUCAGCAGUGUGUAGUAAAUGAGGGUCGAGCUGUUCUGGGACUCGUUGAUAUUAUUGAUCAUGUGA